CAAACUUGACAACUUGAUGCAGCCAGCUGGAGGCGAUAGCUGAAGGAAUCUCGUUGACGUAUCGUACAACGAAAUACGCGGGACGGGGAAACACUCGCGACCACAGCUGGAGAGAGCAAAAGUGCAAGACUUAUUUAUCAGCUUGAUUUUUGGGGGGCGACAAAAAUUGGAAACUAUCAUGAUGACAGUCCUCGGGAACGCCGGUCGCUUGAUCCAAUUUGCCAGGAGCAGUGUCAGUCUCAGCCUGAGGACUCGUGCCACUGUUGCAGCUUUGGCCCAUAAUGCGACCCCAGAAACACAGGACAAUAGGAAACCUAAGACAGGAAUCUUGAUGCUGAACAUGGGAGGACCUGAGAAACUAGAAGAUGUACACGACUUCCUGCUCAGGCUGUUCAUGGACACAGACUUGAUGAAACUCCCAGUACAGAAUAAACUUGGCCCAUUCAUUGCCAAGCGCCGUACGCCAAAGAUCCAGGAACAGUAUAGUAAGAUUGGAGGAGGCUCGCCCAUCAAACAUUGGACCGCCAUGCAGGGAGAGGGCAUGGUGAAGCUGUUGGAUGAAAUGAGCCCUGAGACCGCACCUCAUAAGUUCUACAUCGGUUUCCGCUAUGUCCAUCCACUGACUGAGGAGGCCAUUGAGGAGAUGGAGAAAGACGGGGUGGACCGAGCUGUGGCCUUCACACAAUAUCCUCAGUAUAGCUGCUCCACCACAGGUAGCAGCUUAAACGCCAUUUACCGUUACUAUAGAAGCAAAGGUGACAGGCCAAAAAUGUGCUGGAGUGUCAUUGACCGUUGGCCCACACACCCUCUGCUGGUGGAGUGUUUUGCAGAACACAUCAGUAAUGAGCUGCUGAAGUUUCCAGAAGCGAAGAGAGACGAUGUUGUGAUUCUAUUCUCUGCCCAUUCACUUCCUAUGGCGGUUGUAAACAGAGGUGACCCAUACCCCCAGGAAGUGGGCGCGACAGUCCAGAGAGUUAUGGAGAGACUGGGACACUGUAACCCUUACAGACUGGUGUGGCAGUCCAGGGUGGGGCCCAUGGCAUGGCUCGGCCCCCAGACGGAUGAGGUCAUUAAAGGGCUUUGCGAAAGGGGGAAAAAGAACAUCCUGCUCGUGCCAAUCGCGUUCACCUCCGACCACAUAGAGACUUUGCACGAGCUGGACAUUGAGUACGGACAGGUGCUGGGCGAGGAGUGCGGUGUGGAGAACCUCAGAAGAGCCGAGUCGCUGAAUGGGAAUCCUCUCUUUAUGAAGGCUCUGGCGGAACUGGUCCAGUCCCACCUGAAGUCCAAUAAGCCGUGUUCCCGCCAGCUGACUCUACGCUGCCCGCUGUGCACCAAUCCCAUCUGCGGAGAGACCAAGGCCUUUUUCGCCAACCAGAAACUGUCAUAGAACAUGUGCGCAGGCGGAGCGCAACCAUCCCCGUGAAGGCGCAAUCGGGGCAUCCGAUGACAUCAUGCACUGUCCAGUGUGGGGGAAAAACACUGAAUGACGUCAAACGUCUAUUGGGAAAAAAAAAAUUCCAAGGAAAAGGUUGAACAAAGCUUUGUCAGCAUCUCCUAACUUUUUCAUCUCCUCUUUUGUUUCUACUCGAAACCAACGAUAUCCCGCCCGCUCUUUUCGCUGAUUUGGAAUUCAGCGGGGAAGCGUGAAACACGUUCAAAUGAACAAAGUCAGCCGAGUGUCAGAAUAUUCCCUUCACGCUGAACUGAUCAAGGUCUGCAUGAGCAGGUGCUCGUCUUAAAGAUUGGAAUGCCGUGAAGAACGUUGAUUUAUUUCAGGAAUAUUAU
Messenger RNA from Hippocampus comes (tiger tail seahorse), 1788 nucleotides. RefSeq names its product ferrochelatase (gene fech). Gene Ontology annotation, biological process: heme biosynthetic process. Gene Ontology annotation, molecular function: protoporphyrin ferrochelatase activity. Gene Ontology annotation, cellular component: mitochondrion. The record is from RefSeq and is a predicted model, not a curated record. Bases 179 to 1390 code for a protein of 403 amino acids. The transcript is spliced from 11 exons. Lineage: Eukaryota; Metazoa; Chordata; Actinopteri; Syngnathiformes; Syngnathidae.